Molecule: messenger RNA, 2821 nt
Organism: Elgaria multicarinata webbii
Lineage: Eukaryota; Metazoa; Chordata; Lepidosauria; Squamata; Anguidae
Gene: DACT1
Product: dishevelled binding antagonist of beta catenin 1
Exons: 4
Coding region: 1-2505 (834 amino acids)
Biological process (GO): regulation of Wnt signaling pathway, planar cell polarity pathway; negative regulation of JNK cascade; negative regulation of canonical Wnt signaling pathway
Cellular component (GO): cytoplasm
Source: RefSeq, a predicted model, not a curated record
AUGAAGGCGAGCCCGGAGCAGGGCCAAAGCCAGGCGGCGGCGGCGGCGGCGGCGGCGAGGGAGCCCGACGCGCGCUGGCCCCGGGACGGCGCCAAGAGCGAGACGACGGAGGCGGAGCGGCUGCGCACCCGCGAGCGCCUGGAGGCCACCCUGGCCGGGCUGGCCGAGCUGGAGUUCCUGCGCCAGCGCCACGAGCUGCGCGUCCAGCGGCUGCUGGCGGCCGGGCCCGCCGCCGCCGCCGCCGCCCCCCUGGCCGGGAGCUGCUCCGAGGAGCCGCCGCCGGGCGACGGAGCCGCCGCCGCCCCGCGCAGCUUGGAGGAGAAGUUCCUGGAGGAGAACAUCCUUCUCCUGCGGAGGCAGCUGAACUGCUUGCGGAGACGGGAUGCCGGCUUGUUAAACCAGUUGCAAGAACUGGACAAGCAGAUCAGCGACCUGAGGCUGGAUGUUGAGAAAACGGCAGAUGAGCACCUGGAGACGGACAGCCGCCCCAGCUCAGGGUUUUACGAGCUGAGCGACGGGGCUUCUGGGUCACUCUCCAACUCGUCCAACUCUGUCUUCAGCGAGUGCUUAUCCACUUGCCCCUCCAGUAGUUGCUUCUGCAGCCCUCUGGACGCCUCCUUGAAUAGCUCCGACGGACGGCCCAAGUCUGCAGAUCUCAUUGGCUGGCUGGAGUAUAACAAAGGAAGCCAACAUGAAGACCAGUCCGUGGGGAUGGUCUCUCGCUCUCCAUCCACACCCCACUCAAAUUCCCUUGACGUCAUCGCGGACGUGCAUCCGAAAUAUCAGUGUGAUCUGGUGUCCAAAAAUGGGAAUGAUGUGUAUCGUUAUCCCAGCCCCUUACAUGCCGUUGCUGUCCAGAGUCCCAUGUUCCUUCUGCCGGUGACCUGUAACCCCGCAAGAGAAGAGGAAGAGCGAACUGAUGACCAUCUUGUUGAUGUUUGUGUUGGUCCGGAGCUCGAUUUGGCAAAAACGGGCGCUCCCUGCCUCCCGCAAAAAUCCCAUUCUGCAGCCUGCCCUGUGGCCAACAGAAAAAUGGACGGCUACAUCUUGAGCCUGGUGCAGAAAAAGACCCUUGCGGUGAGGACUAACAAACCGAGGACGAAUCUGAACGCAGAUCCCGCCAAAGGGAUUUUGAGACACGGGAGCCUGUGCGUCCGGCAGAUGGCUGGUGUUGCUCACAACAACGCUGCCAGUCUUAAGAAUUUGAGUCCAGCCUUUCCACAUUCCAGUGGAACCCCCGCCGGACUAGAUAACGGGGCCUUCUCCCCCUUAAAACAGCUUUCGAGAGAAGCGGAGCACCUAGAGACCAAAAAGACGCUUCCGCCCACAGUCUUCCCACCAAAUGCCAACCAUGAACUUCAAAGCAAACAUCCGCCAAGGAGCAUCAAACCUCUAGAGGCGGCCCACUGUCCGGUGGCAAACAAGGGCGACGCCCCCAAGGAAAGCGUCCUGACCUUUGCGGCGUGUCCAAAAGAAAGCCCUUGCAGGCACACGACGCCCCUGAAGGACAACAAAGCUCUCCAGCUGCCCAAAAAGAUACUGUUUAAAAGCAACGGGGUGGUGCAGACAGCCUGCUCGAUUGCUCAGGAGACCAGGCCUCCUUUGGAUUUCAAGAGUGAGGGGUCAUCUUCUCAGAGCCUGGAGGAAGGGCUGUUGGUGAAUGCCCAGUACAUACCCGCUCAGCCGCAAACGGUCCGACUCCACAAAGGCACCAGGAGCAUCAAAAUUCUCAAGAGUUCAUUGGCCAAACACAGGUCCCAUCUGGUCCCGGUGCUGGAGAACGGGCCACAGGCCGGGCGGGAGAAAAGCAAACCCGCGGGCAAGAAGUGCCGUUUCCCCGACGACUUGGAUACAAAUAAGAAGCCGAAAAAGGCCACCUCGAGAGGGAAGAAAAGUGGCCACCUGCAGCCGGAGGCCAGCCUUCUGAGCCGGCCGCCGGGCGCACCGAAGUCCGUGGUGCGGCCCCACGGACACGGGCGAGAACCCGUGGUUGCGAAACCCAAGCACAAGAGGGCUGACUAUCGCCGUUGGAAACUCUCGGCCGAGGUGUCUUACGAAGAAGCCCUCCGGAGGGCGAGGAGGAACCGGAGAGAAGCCCUUGGGGUGUAUUCGCAGGCGCCCCCUCCCUACGUCAGCCCCUACGCCUACGUGGCCAGCGACUCGGAGUAUUCAGCCGAGUGCGAGUCCCUUUUCCAUUCCACGGUGGUGGACACCAGCGAGGACGAAAGGAGCAACUAUACCACCAACUGCUUUGGGGACAGCGAGUCUAGCCUGAGCGGGGUGGAGUUUGUCGGCGAAAGCGCCACCACCAGCGACUCGGACGAGAGCGGGGGGCUCAUUUGGUCCCAGUUUGUCCAAACGCUUCCGCUCCAGGCCGUGGCCGCCGCUUCGGAGCUCCACGAAAACGCAGCCAAAGCCUUUGUGAAGAUCAAAGCCUCGCAUAACCUGAAGAAGAAAAUCCUCCGCUUUCGAUCCGGCUCGCUCAAACUGAUGACUACUGUCUAAAUACACGCUGGGCGCACAUAAUAACAAUGCUGAUGUUGAUGACGAUACAUAUGCCCACUGGGGGGACGAGUGUGUGUGUGUGUGUGUAUUUUGUAUUUGUGUAAGGGUAUGUAGGAACCAAGUUCUUGGUGGGUCUCGGUCACGUUCGUUCACGCAAGCAGUGUCAGCUCAGAUGCGACUAGGGUUGUCGCCAACGUCUGACUGGGUCGGGGAGGCCAAUGGACACCCCUUCCCCCCCCCCCAAUCCCCCUGGAUCCAGUUGGAUGUGCUCGACGCAAGCACACCCAAUCACCCUGGCUGCCAAAAUCAUGCACUU